This is a messenger RNA of Spea bombifrons (plains spadefoot toad), 5096 nucleotides long. RefSeq names its product nuclear transcription factor, X-box binding 1 (gene NFX1). Gene Ontology annotation, biological process: negative regulation of transcription by RNA polymerase II. Gene Ontology annotation, molecular function: zinc ion binding; DNA-binding transcription factor activity, RNA polymerase II-specific; RNA polymerase II transcription regulatory region sequence-specific DNA binding. Gene Ontology annotation, cellular component: nucleus. The transcript has 24 exons. The record is from RefSeq and is a predicted model, not a curated record. Lineage: Eukaryota; Metazoa; Chordata; Amphibia; Anura; Pelobatidae. Bases 178 to 3633 code for a protein of 1151 amino acids.
AUUCUGAGUGAUACAGAUCGCCCCUCUGGGUGACGUCAAUCCCAGGCAGGAACCUCAGUAUCAGACGCUGAGUGCCCGUUGUCGGAACGUUACCCCGGGGAACUGUAGUCACGUGGUCUCUGUUGCCCCUCAAGAGCACACGACGGUCCAGCAAACGGGACACUCGGACUAGAAGGCAUGGCGGAGGCUCAGCCAUCAGGGCCAUCAAAGUACAAUCCUGAUGCAGCUGACUUUAUUCCCAGAGAAAGAUUAAGUCACCAGCCCAGUUGGAGAAGUCAUGGGAGACCUGAAAGUAACAGAGGUUGGAGCAGGAACAAUAACAUGCCCCCUUCUCACCAGCAACCUCCCAGAGAGAAGAACCAUGAGAGCCUUUCACAGAAAAUGCCGUUUAACAACACUGUGAAAAGUAGCAAUGAACAAAGCCAGCAGGGCUCCCCAGACACCUCUGGUGCAAACAAACCUGUGAAGAAUCACAGCUUUCAGAAUCAGAGGUGGCAUAGGUCAAGAAGUGAAAGGUCUCACACUAGAAACCAUCCCAGGCAACCUCUCUCAGACACAUCAGCAAGGCCAGCUUUUGCUGGAACCACACCGCUUGGUGACUGGCGCAUACGAACAAGAGAGCCCAGUGACUUGUGCUCAUCAGAAAGUGAGAAGGAGGUGGGCAACGCUGAUAACAGAGGAGCUAAACCAAAGAGAUUGACCCAUGUGUCAGGAGGGUCUCUUAGAGGUCCAAGAGAUAGAACAAAGCAUUCGUAUGACCGAGACAAACGAGUAGUUCCCAAGCAAAAAGUGGAAGACAUGUUUGAGAACAUACCCCCACGGAAUAUGGCAAAAUCAAUACCACCUAAGGAAGAGCAUUUCAAAACCAGACUUGAACGGUAUGAUGGGGAUGGAGCAUGUGAAGACAAGCCGAGGCAACCACGUCCUGUGAAGAACACUCUACAUGACUCCUUGGACUGGAAAAAACCCCAAGAUGUUGUUCAACCAUGUAAACCGAAUGAGCCUCACAGAAGCAAGGUAUUGAGACAUGACAAAAGUCAAUCGGCAGCUAAAGACAGAAAAGUCGAGAGGGGACAGCAACCUGUCCUCUCUAAUGCCUAUCAAGAGCCAAAGGCACGUGGCCCCCAUUGGGCAACUGAUGGCGAUAAACAUUCAGGGAGAAAACCUCCCCCUCAGGAUCGUCCUCCCAAGACAUCUAUGCAGCCCGGCUUUGGCAGACAGUGGAAAAAACAUGAUAUACCAAAGAACAAGGAAACUCACACAGGGUCUCUGAUCGAGCAGCUGACUGCUGAGAAGUAUGAGUGCAUGGUGUGCUGCGAGGUGGUGAGAGUCAUGGCCCCGGUCUGGAGCUGUCAAAGCUGUUUCCAUGUUUUUCACCUCAACUGCAUCAAGAAGUGGGCUCGAUCGCCAGCAUCACAAGCAGAAGGCAAGUUACCCGCUACCUUAUCAAUGCUGACUGAUGGUAACAGUGGAUGGCGUUGCCCGGCCUGCCAAAAUGUUACCUCUCGAGUUCCCAGUAUCUACACCUGCUUUUGCGGCAAGGUUAACCAUCCUGAAUGGAAUAGAAAUGAGAUUCCUCACAGCUGUGGCGAGCUCUGUGGAAAGAAGCGAGCGGCCCUGGACUGUCCUCACACCUGCAACAUUCUGUGUCAUCCUGGUCCCUGUCCAUCGUGCCCUGCCUAUACGACAAAGACCUGCGAAUGUGGAAGAACAAGCCAGUCUGUUCGCUGUGGACUGUCCUCUACCAUGCACUGUACUGAUGUUUGCGGGACUCUGCUAAACUGCGGGGAGCACAGCUGUACUCAGGUGUGUCACGCCGGGAAAUGCCCCGCGUGCCAGCAAAUUAUACAUCAAGCAUGCUACUGUGGUGGGAGUUCCCGGGAUGUGCCGUGUGGAACAGACAAAGAUAACUACGAUGGAUUUGGAAACUUCUCCUGCCAGAAACUUUGUGGCAAGAAACUGAACUGUGGGAAGCAUGGCUGUACUGAAGUUUGUCACCCUCAGCCUUGCCAGCCAUGUCCUCGGCUCCCUCAAGUUGUCCGUUUUUGCCCCUGCGGACAGACGCCUUUGAGCAAACUGUUGGAGCUGGGGUGUGUGGACAGGAAGACCUGCAUGGACCCGAUACCUUCUUGUGGAAAAACCUGUGGCAAGCCUCUGCCUUGUGGCUCUCAUGAUUUUAUUCACACCUGUGAGAACCUCUGUCACGAAGGUGAAUGCGGCCCUUGUUCCCGCAACUCUAACAUAUCUUGCCGGUGCGGCUUCAAAACAAAGGAAGUUCCAUGUGCGCUGAUCCAGAGUGAAGAGGACCUUACGUUUGUCUGUGAUAAACGCUGCAAUAAGAAGCGUCAGUGCGGAAGGCAUAAAUGCAAUGAUAUUUGCUGCGUGGACAAAGAACACAAGUGCUCCUUAAUUUGUGGACAUAAACUGAACUGUGGCAUUCACAGAUGUGAUCAGCCUUGUCACCGUGGCAACUGUCAGACCUGCUGGCAAACAAGUUUUGAUGAACUUACGUGCUACUGUGGGGAGUCUGUGAUUUUUCCUCCGAUACCUUGCGGCACCAGACCACCAGAGUGUAAAAACUCUUGUACCAGACAACAUGAGUGUGAUCAUCCGGUUUUUCAUUCAUGUCACAGCGAGGAGAAGUGUCCCCCUUGCACAUACCUUACCCAGAAAUGGUGUAUGGGAAAACACGAGAUUAGAAACAAUAUCCCGUGUCACCUCAGUGACAUCUCGUGUGGUCUGCGCUGCAACCAGAUGUUAAAAUGCGGCAUGCACAAAUGUAAGAGGAUCUGUCACAAAGGAGAGUGCCUCAUCGAUGAAGACUGCAAGCAGCCGUGUACCCUGCCGAGGCCAGACUGUGGCCACCCGUGCUUGGCACCCUGUCACCCGGCGCAGCCCUGUCCACCUUCUGCGUGCAGCGCUAUGAUUGAACUUCAAUGUGAAUGUGGGAGAAGGAAGGAGACGAUGAUUUGCUCAGCAGCAUCAUCCACUUAUCAAAGAAUCGCUGCUAUAUCUAUGGCUGCUAAGCUCACGGAAAUGCAACUUGGGGACUCUGUGGAUAUUGGAAGACUUGUUACCAAAAAAGAAAUAAAGCAAACAAGGCUGCAGUGUGAUGAAGAAUGCCUGGCUCUGGAAAGGAACAGGCGUCUAGCAGAAGCUCUGAAUAUUUCUGAAAACUCUGACCCUUUUAACACGCGUUCUGGAGCCAAGUACAGUGACAUCUUGAAGGAAGAUGCAAAGAAAGAUUUAAAAUUUGUUUCAGAAAUAGAACGUGAAAUUAAGGCACUUGUGGAUGCAGUAAACAAGGGAAAGCAAACCAAAAAAAGCCACUGCUUUCCGCCGAUGAACAGAGACCACCGGAAAAUGAUUCACGAUCUGGCCGAAGUUUACUUUGUGGAGAGUGUGAGUUAUGACAACGAACCCAAGCGCAAUGUCGUAAUCACGGCUGUUAAAGGCAAAUCUAUGUGCCCAAAUGUUUCCCUCAUGACUGUGAUGGAACGAGAGAUGCAGACGAGGCCACCUCCACCCAUUGCUCAUUACAGGCAUCAACCGGAACGGAAUGGUGGGAGCAGCAGUGCACAUAUGGCAAAGUGGGAAGAGCCAGGGAUAGACUACUUUGAUGUCCAAGACUAAGCUGAGACAUUCAGCAGAUCAGACCGAAGAAUGUUGUGCGUGGACCUUCUUUUGUGGUUCCAAACCUCCUGUGAAAGUCCCAUCAUGCUUUAGGCAGCUGCUACCAUGUUACACAGUAUGAAUCAAAAUCUGCUUCAGACGGGCUGGCUUUUGGGCCGAGGUAUUAUGCCUUGAUGAUAAAGAGCGCGCACUAUCCUCUUACGAAUUUGCAGUACCAAGAGUAUGGCUAUGUGAUGUUUUGCAAUGCCACAUGUCCAGUCUCAGUGCCUGACCCUGUGUUCAGUUUGAUGAUGAAAAUUAUUGCUGUAUUUUUGAAAAAGUAAAAUGAAUUGGCCAUUUAAAGAAAAUAAUUCCUUUCAUUCCUGUACAUUUGGCUAAUUGUCAUGCCUCAUCUCCCUUAAAAACUGGGGUUUAUUCAGUAAACUCUGAGUUGGCAAAUUAAUUGAACACUCCAACUCACCUAUGUGAUUAUGCAUUAUUAAGGGCCUGUCCCAGAGAGCCUCUCCUACAAAAAGGGCUGAGUCAGCCCCUUGUAAUGUGUAGUUAAUGUGGAGAGAUUUCCUUUCAAACAACGGCUCUCUGAUCUAAAGCAACAGUCAUGUUGGUGUUGGUGAACCUGACCGAUUAUUAUAGUAAUCAGUUUGUUACUGGUUAAACAAAUGUUUUGUUUUAUAUUACUUUCAUACCCCAAUCACCUUAUAAAGAAACCCUAAGAAUGAAAGUAGUGAUCUGAUUGCCCAAGAGCAUAGGAGAGAGUCCUUGGUGGUGAUAAGUUGUCACAGCCCUCAUCAGGACGGUGAGCUGGAGCCAUCCCUGGGUAUUUACCAGUCAAGUUCCUCCUGGGUUGGCUUGUCCACCACUUGCCAUGGGCCAUUGUGCAUGUACAAUGUAAUCAAGAGGCAAAGAUCAGCCAUAGGAAACUGCUGUUAUUUAGGAAAGUGCAAGCUGGGCCUCUGAUACAGGUGAUAACAUAUUGAUGAAAAGUAACAUCACAAUAUAACAACGUAUACUACAGUCCUUUUAAAUACAAUUCAGGGUUUAGUGUAAACUUUGGAUGUGAAACUGUCAACAGUUUGUUUGUGUGUUAGGACUCAUACCAUUUCAAAUAGCUGGAAUAAAGUGCAAUCACUGUUAAUAACAGUCUUAAUACAGUGAUGGGAAUGUUUUUGGGCAGGAUUGCCCAAUUUUCUGCAUGAGACCAAGUUGCAGACCUCAAAAUGCCAACACUGCAUUCUCCCUGGCGUAGUGCAGAAACCUUCCAGAAAAAAAAAACAUAACACACGCAGCACAUAAACAUAUACUCGCACUCACGCAUAUAUAUAUAUAUGUGUGUACAUAUAUGCAUACACACUUUCAUACAGAUACAGUUUAUUUUGCAUAUAUAUAUAUAUAUAUUUCUGUUGGGGAUAAAUGCAACAAUUUUAAGAAUAAUCUGUAUUUAACGCCCCCCCACCCCAUCUUAA